AUGAAAAGAAGCGAAGGCGAAGAUGAUAACGAUGAUGUCGGUGAGGUUUAUUAUGUCAUGUACAAAAUUUUUUUUGAUAAAAAGUUGACAUUUUCAAAAAAAUUUUGGAAAAAAAAUUCUCCGAACCUUUAUCAGUUAAAUUAUUAUCAAAAAAAUCAGAAAUUUUUAACUUUGAUUCCCAAAAAUUAUCUAACAAAAAAAAUCCCCCCUGCUCCCCAUUGCCGCCACCCACCACGCGCCCCCUCCCCCUUCUUAUACGACAACACCUCCCUCCAGCAAAUGUGGCCGCGUGGCCUAAUGGAUAAGGCACCAGACUUCGAAUCUGGGGAUUGCAGGUUCGAGUCCUGCCGUGAGAAAAAUGCCCCUGAAUUUCAUUUCUCGCGCGUAGUCACGUCGCCAAACAAAAGCAACAACAUAUCAUCUGCUCGAUAUAUCUCUUUGUCUCUUCUCCUCUCUGUCUGUAAAAUGCAAGCGGAUUUCGAUUUCAAUAUCCCCUAUCGUCAACAAGCCAUCACUCGUGUUGUUCUCCCACGUCCUCCACCAGAACGAAGACGUCAUGGAUGCCACAUUUUUUGUAUGGAAUGUUUCAAGAACGUCUUCUUGGGCACUGCGGCGUUCAAGGUUUACCUAAUGGUUGCCUGGUGCAUUGGGUUGGCUGGGCUGAUGUAUCUACAGAAGCCAGAUGAGAAGUUUCAGGAGAAUAAUAAAGCCAUACUAACAAUUAUAUGCCUCAUCUACCUUCUUGCUCAGAUUUCUGGACUAUUGGCUGUGGUAACAAGGGUCGAAAAACUGUUCAUACCGUAUUGCGCGGUUUUGAUAAUAACCACCUUCGUUAACAUCAUUGUGUUGAGCCUGGCGUUUGUGGAAGAAAUUUCGAGAUAUCUGCCGAUUCAGAAAAAUCUAACAAAACUUCCAGAAAACACUUUGAUCAUUUCCCUGAUAUAUUUUAUCUACAAUGGUUUCUGCCUAACUUCUGUCUUCCAUUUGUGCGAUUUUGAUAAGAAACGGAUCCUCGCCGAUCGUCGACGUCGCGAAGAAAUUGCUCACCGAGCCCGAAUCUACAAUCGUUUAGUCGAGUUGAACGAGCGCGAUCGUCCCGUUUCGAUCAAUGUUGAUAGCCCGCCAAAAUACUCGACUCUCACAAACAAGUCAACGAUUUGUACACCACCGCCCGGUUAUGCACAAUUGAAGAAUUUGGGAUACGACGAUGAGGAGCAAUUGGGCCAAAAAUCAAGAAGAGCACUUUUUCAGGAAACUUCUAGUGAUGAGAAACAAUAA
Molecule: messenger RNA, 1278 nt
Organism: Caenorhabditis briggsae
Lineage: Eukaryota; Metazoa; Nematoda; Chromadorea; Rhabditida; Rhabditidae
Exons: 9
Coding region: 1-1278 (425 amino acids)
Source: RefSeq, a predicted model, not a curated record